This is a messenger RNA of Hemicordylus capensis (graceful crag lizard), 1849 nucleotides long. RefSeq names its product stromal cell derived factor 4 (gene SDF4). The coding region runs from base 192 to 1262 and encodes 356 amino acids. Lineage: Eukaryota; Metazoa; Chordata; Lepidosauria; Squamata; Cordylidae. Gene Ontology annotation, cellular component: endoplasmic reticulum. Gene Ontology annotation, biological process: calcium-ion regulated exocytosis. The transcript has 8 exons. Gene Ontology annotation, molecular function: calcium ion binding. The record is from RefSeq and is a predicted model, not a curated record.
UCCGGCUGCAGUCGGCAGAAGAGGAGGACUCAGGAGGAGGGCGCUGGGCAUGAGGAGUCGCUGCGGCUGCCCGGGCAGGAGGAAGCAUCCAUAACAUACAUGGUUAUGUUUUUUUCUCCCAACAACCCUGUGAGGUUAUUCAGUGGCCGUUGCACCCUUUUAAGUUGCUGACGCUGUGAAGGAGAGGAGCCAUGGUUUCCAAACGGGCCUUCAUCUGCAGCUUGGGCUCCAUCUACCUGUCCCUCCUCUUCGUCUUUCUGCUCAUGGACGUCUACGCCCGUCCCGCCAACAACUCGGCCUUGAAGGAGAAGGUGGCCGAGAGCAAAGACGAGAACGAGAUCUUGCCCCCAGACCACUUGAAUGGGGUCAAGAUGGAGAUGGACGGUCACCUGAACAAGGAGUUCCAUCAGGAGGUCUUCUUGGGGAAAGAGAUGGAGGAGUUUGACGAGGACUCGGAGCCACGGAGGAACAGGAGGAAACUCAUGGUUAUUUUUUCAAAAGUCGACAUCAACCGGGACAAGAAGGUCAGUGCGAAAGAGAUGCAGCGCUGGAUCAUGGAGAAGACGGAGGAGCACUUCCAGGAGGCCGUGGAGGAGAACAAAAUGCACUUUCGGGCGGUGGACCCUGACGGGGAUGGCCGCGUGUCCUGGGACGAAUAUAAAAUCAAGUUCCUGGCAAGCAAAGGAUUUAACGAGAAGGAGGUGGCCAAAAAGAUCAAGAACAACGAAGAGCUAAAAAUUGACGAGGAGACACUGGAAGUCCUUGAUAACCUGAAAGACCGCUGGUACCAAGCUGACAGUCCUCCCACUGACCUUCUGCUGGACGAGCAAGAAUUUCUGUCCUUCCUUCAUCCAGAGCACAGCCAGGGCAUGCUGAAGUUCAUGGUCAAAGAAAUUGUCCGGGACCUGGAUCAAGACGGCGAUAAGAAGCUGACGCUUUCCGAAUUCAUCUCCCUGCCCGUUGGCACCGUCGAGAACCAGCAAGCUCAGGACAUCGACGACGACUGGGUGAAAGACCGGAAGAAGGAGUUUGAGGAGGUCAUUGACGCGGACCACGACGGCAUCGUCACCAUGGAAGAGUUAGAGGAAUACAUGGACCCCAUGAACGAGUACAACGCUCUGAACGAAGCCAAGCAAAUGAUUGCCGUGGCGGACGAGAACCAGAACCAUCACCUGGAGCUGGAGGAGAUCCUCAAGUACAGCGAGUAUUUCACCGGCAGCAAGCUGAUGGACUAUGCCCGGAACGUCCACGAGGAAUUCUGAGCGCUCCCCGCCGGGCUCACAAUGCACUUUCUUGCUUUCCAAAAAAAAAGAAAGAAAAGAAACUCAAAGAGAGUUACCUUUGCUGCUAUAUCUGUGUUCUGCGUGCGUGUGCGUGCGUGCCGUGGUCUAGACUCUUCCUAUUAUUUUUCAGACAGAAAGCCGUCCGUCUGUUAACAAUCUCGCACACACAUCAUGCUUGCCUUUGGGCGAAGAGGACUCCCGCAAGCCUACGGGGCAGGAUCCGGACACAUUUUCAUUCGCCUGUUUUCCGGCUUCCCCCGACAGAGACCCUGGGCCUCUCCCAAGGCUGCCUGUGAACCUCUCCUGCUUCGCUUGAUUUCUGAAAGCCAUGCUUAACCUCCCAGGAUCAUUGCCCCACAGGUGGGGGUGGGUGGGUUGUGGGGAACGGGGGCAGUAGAUUCAGUAUGGGCGGGUGAUUUUGUAACAGCAUGCCAGGCAAAUCGGCGAUUAUUUGCAAUGCCUCCUUCACAGCCAGCGUCCUGGUUCUACAUAUAAUUUACUUUAUACACUACGGAAUGCAGUGGGGUUGUGGGUUCAUAUUGGAAUACAAUUUAUCUGAAAGUUCA